GACUCACCUGCACCCAGUCAGAGCUCUGCAUCCUGGGGAGCAGACAGGUCUGGUGUGUUGGAGAGAAAGAAUGGCGUUUGCUGCGCUAGGAGACGAGCUGAGCUGCUCCAUCUGCCUGAAUAUUUAUACGGAGCCGGUGUCACUGAGAUGUGGACACCACUUCUGCCGGGAUUGUAUUGUGACUGCUCUGGAUACACAGGAGGGGUCCGGAGUUUAUUCCUGUCCGGAGUGCAGAGAGAAGUUUCUAGAGCGUCCUCCUCUGGAGAAGAACAGAAAGUUGUGUAACAUUGUGGAGAACUUCAGAUCUACACAACUAAAGGAGGAGAAAAUUGAGAUCCUCUGUACAUAUUGUGUGGAUUCUCCAAUGGCCGCCGUCAAGACUUGUCUGCAGUGUGAGACUUCUAUGUGUGAUAAACACCUGACAGCCCACAACAAGACGGUGGACCAUGUGUUGAUAGAACCCACCUCGUCCUUCAGUAAUAAAAAAUGCUCCAUCCACAAGAAGCUUCUGGAGUAUUACUGCUCCGAGGACGCCGUCUGUCUUUGUACGUCCUGCUGUCUGGUGGGGAAACAUAAAGGACAUGAAGUGGAACUUCUAGAAGAGGCUUUGAAGAAAAAGAAAGAGACACUAAGAAAUGUUCUAGAAAAGAUGACUAUGAACAGAGAGACAACUGAGAAGAAAAUUCUAAAUCUACUGGAACGCAAGAGAAAAGCACAAGAAAAAGCAGAUGAUGAGAAGAAGAGAGUGGCUGUCCUGUUUGAGGAAAUCGGGAGACAACUGGAGGUCCAGGAACAGAGAGUCCAGAGUGAGAUCUCCAGACAGGUAGAGGAGGUCUCAUUGUCACUCGAUGACCUCAUCAAACAGUCGGAGAUGCAGAAGGAUGAGCUGUCCAGGAAGAUUGGUCAAAUCGAGAAAUUGUGUAACAUGACCGACCCAAUAUCUGUCCUACAAGAUCACGAGUCGGGCACAGGUGACCAGAAUUUAAAGGCAUCUUCUGUUUGUGAUUUGGAUGAUUUUAUGAUCUCUCUUGUGUUGCACAGAUCUAUAACUGACCUUGUCACUAAUAUGCAAUUACAAACCAACUUCAAUAUACAGGAUAAAAUCAAACUGCUACUGGAUGAAAACACAGCCCAUACAUUUGUGGUUGUAGACAAUGACCUGAGAAUGGCAUCUGACACUGGAACACAACAGGUUAGACUACCGUUCCCACAGAGAUUUACAUUGUACAAUCAGGUGAUGAGUGUGGAGAGUUUUUCCCAUGGGAGACAUUACUGGGAAGUAGAGGUUGGCGAUUGUGGUGAUUGGGAUGUGGCUGUUUGCUAUCCCAGUAUAGAGAGGAUUAAAAAUGAGUCUGGUAUUGGGUAUAAUCGCAAGUCCUGGAGUUUCUGUACAACUAAAAGUAGUAAAUAUUCAUGUGUACAUGCCGCCUUGAUACAGAUGUUAUACCCGGAGUCUCCUGUGAAAAGAUUGGGAAUAUAUUUGGAUUAUGAAGGUGGCCGUCUGUCUUUCUACCAGUUGAGUGACCCCAUCAGACACCUCCACACCUUCACCACCACCUUCACCGAACCCCUCCAUGCUGCUUUCUGUUUGGAUAGAGGGGCCUGGGUAAAGCUGGUAUCUCCAGUGUUUUCUAUAAAACCAUAAUUUACAACAUAUUAUUUCUUCUUUCUACAAUAUUGUCAUCAAUAAAAUUAAUAUAAAUAUAUCUUGAAAAAUAGGGGAAACUAAAGGGAGCACUAAGCUAAGAACAUAAACCAUGAUUGCCCAAAGGAGAUCCUAACAUUUAGAACGAUACGUGUUCAAAUCUCCUUCUACUAUCUCUUAUAUCUCCGAGCUUUCUGAGAUCAUAAAGAGGGACACCUUUUUUAGGUCAAAGUAUGUAGGAAAGGGACAGACCUCUUUUGCCUUGUCCCUUUUUAGAAAAGCCAUGAAAAAUAAAUACAGUGGAACCUCGGGUUGCGAGUAACGCAGUUAACAAGCGUUUCGCAAUACGAGCACUGUAAUU
Molecule: messenger RNA, 2006 nt
Organism: Rana temporaria (common frog)
Lineage: Eukaryota; Metazoa; Chordata; Amphibia; Anura; Ranidae
Product: E3 ubiquitin/ISG15 ligase TRIM25-like
Exons: 2
Coding region: 71-1645 (524 amino acids)
Molecular function (GO): protein binding; zinc ion binding
Source: RefSeq, a predicted model, not a curated record